Molecule: messenger RNA, 3147 nt
Organism: Nasonia vitripennis (jewel wasp)
Lineage: Eukaryota; Metazoa; Arthropoda; Insecta; Hymenoptera; Pteromalidae
Product: zinc carboxypeptidase
Exons: 5
Coding region: 1843-3111 (422 amino acids)
Biological process (GO): proteolysis
Molecular function (GO): metallocarboxypeptidase activity; zinc ion binding
Source: RefSeq, a predicted model, not a curated record
AGAUCCGCGCGAUUAUUCGCACACUCUUCGAUUGUAAUGGACUUUUGGGCACCUUUCGUGCGCAAAAGUAUAAAAAGACUGAUUAUAUCCAGUAAAAUUUUGUAAUUUCAAAAGUAAAAAUAUACAUCGGCUCAUCUCGGCAUACAUUUUCACGAGCGAGAGUUUGAAUUCCAGUUUUUCUAUAGAUUUCGCUUCCGGUAUACCAUAUUUAAGGUAUAAAAAAAUCUAGUUCCUUUGAAUCUAGUUGUUGAUCGAAGUUGCUUAAAAAGCGUAGAACCAACCAAGAACACGCCAGUCUUGGAAUGUCAUUUCGUUCAAAUUUAUUGCCGCAGUUGACAAAGACAAUUGACAAAAUGAUAUUAUCAAAUCGCAUCGUGCGUAUAAGAGAUAAUCUUUCAUUGUAUUAAAUUAUCUAACCAUCAUAUCUAUCCGCGAAUAAAUUAAUUAACAAAUAUGUUUACCAAAACAACGUCAGACCAUUUUCGCUCGAAAACAGACAUUUGCGCGAUAACAUUUUCUAGAAUCCGUAUCUAUAUAUAUAUAACACUUAUCCUUACAUACGCGACCCUCAUAAAAAAAACCCUGAUUUCGGCUAAUCGAUUUCGCAGGUCGCCGUAUAAUGGAAGAACAAAAGCGCGGCGAUUUCGAUACCGCGGCUUUAAUAUAAUGUCUUAAUUGUUGGCUUUAUCUACGAGAGCUAUUUAUAAUCGUGUGCAUACAUGCACUCGCGCGUGGCCCACUUCUAUACAGUCAUAAUAAAUUAAGAUUUGUCCUGGAUCUAUAAUACACACCAGCAUAAUAACAAUAAAAGUGAAUAGAGAAUAAACCUGUACGUUGCGCGCAGGCGCAAUUUUAUUACAAAAAGAUCGCGCCGGGCCAUUAGUGAAAGUUUCCGAUGCACAUAAAAAAGGAAUAACACAAAGAAAGAAAAUACCACGAAACCAGAGAGUAGGUGACUUUUACAAUAAAUUCGCGAAAGAUAACUCGGCCGAUCCGUCGAGUAUGACGCUGGUGUGGUAAUACACAUAGCCGCCGAGAGUGUCAAGAUGAAAGUGUUAUAGCCGCACAACCGGCGUUUUACAUUAGGAAUAACGAAGCCAAGUGGCGGAAGUACGAAAUGCCGCUGAAUUUUUUUACCGUCCAUUCUGGAAUGUCUACCUCUUGUAUAUAAUUCUUGCAUACAAUACACACAAACACAUAUAGGUAGAUACACUGCAAAUUGCUAUUCCCAAGGCGCAGCCCGUAUAUCGCGUUAUCUAUCGCGCGCAGUGCUUCCUCGCCGGAACAAAUAACCUUCGAGAGUUCCCAACUCGAAUCAGCUCUACGUGAUUUUUUUUAAACAACCUACUUAGCCUACGUUGAUAGCCGCGGGACAGCCUCGAAUUUCAAUGCGAAUCCAUGACAUUUAUUCGCCCGGCUGAUCGUGACGAUGCGACGCGGCGAUAGAGAUCGGUAUAGGGCACUGCCGAUAAGAUGCGCGCGCUUCCAGUGAAAAUUGAUCGCCGCCAAACGAUCUCUUAUUCUAGGAUAGCUGCAGCGAGAUUGAGUAAACGUCUGCUACGAUUUUUUACCAAUACUCGUGCGGAGAGUCGUUAGAGCGUUGGUGUGCGGCAUUGUGUGUUUCGAGCCCGCGGCUUACGAACCCGAGUGUUAUAUAUAUAUAUCCAAAGAGUGGGGCUAUCCAGCGGGACGGAUAAAUAGCCGCGACACCGAUCUCCUGUCUCCUACUUGGCAUUGUGUGUACGAGGGGUAAUUAGCUAUACUCGCGGGUUUAUUUGCACUGCACCGGAUACUCUUGGAGUAUCGUAUAUAAAACAGUAAAAGAGUAUUGGAGCCAGUAGGAUGCUGUUCGCGUGGAUAGCGCUGGUUGCGCUUAGCGCGACGGGAACUUACUGCCAGCAGGCGAGCUUCAGGAACUAUCAGGUUUUCAGGAUCGUUCCGUCGUCCUUGGAACAGCUCGAGGUUUUGCGGCAGCUCGAGGAUACUAGCAAUGCUGGCGGUUACUCAUACUGGAUCGGACCGAGCUUCGUCUCUAGCAAAGUAGACCUGAUGGUAGCGCCUGACCACCUGGACGAGUUCACCGAGCUGAUGAACGCGACGGACAUGAGUUACGACAUGUACGUCGAAGACGUCCAGAAGCUGAUCGACCAGGAGCAGCGCAGCAGCGAGAUCCGCCAGGCCGGCAGUUUCGGCUGGACGAGCUACCACACGCUCGACCAGAUCUACGCCUGGAUGGACCAGCUCGCCAAGGAUCACCCGGACAACGUCGAGCUGCUGGUCGGCGGACGCACUUACCAGGGCCGCGAGAUCCGCGGCGUCAAGCUGAGCUUCGGCUCCGAGAAACCCGGUGUCUUCGUCGAGGGUGGCAUCCACGCCCGCGAGUGGAUCUCGCCGGCCACCGUCACCUACCUCAUCGACCAGUUCCUCAACAGCCAGGAACCGGAGGUCCGACAACUCGCCGAGUCCCACGACUGGUACAUGUUCCCGUCGUUCAACCCCGACGGCUACGUCUACACCCACACCUCCAACCGACUCUGGCGCAAGACUCUGUCGAAGAGCGGAAUACUCUGCAAGGGAGCCGACGCCAACCGUAACUGGGGCUUCAAGUGGAUGAGCGGCGGCGCCAGCCGCAACCCCUGCAUGGAGACCUACGCCGGAAAGAGCGCCUUCUCCGAAAUCGAGACCAGGACCAUGUCCGGGUUCAUCAAGUCGCUCUCGGGCAAACUCUUCGCCUACAUAUCCUUCCACAGCUACUCGCAGCUUCUGCUCUUCCCCUACGGACACACUACCGAGCACCUCGACAACUACGACGAAUCCAAAGCCAUGGGCACGAAAGCCAUCACCGCCCUGGCCCAGAGGUACGGUACCAAGUACACAACUGGAAACAUCGCCGAGACGAUUUACGUCGCGAGCGGCAGUUCGAUGGACUGGGUCAAGGACACCCUGAAGGUACCAGUUUCUUUCACCUACGAACUCCGCGACACCGGAAAGCACGGCUUCAUUCUUCCGGCCGAUCAGAUCAUUCCCAACUGCGAGGAGGUUCUCGAUUCGUUCGUAGCCAUGUUCAAAGAAGCCCUGAAACUUGGUUACCCCAAGACUUCUGGCCAAUAAUAAAUUUAUUUCGAUUUUUCGAUCCUCAUAAACUUA